Molecule: messenger RNA, 1741 nt
Organism: Centruroides sculpturatus (bark scorpion)
Lineage: Eukaryota; Metazoa; Arthropoda; Arachnida; Scorpiones; Buthidae
Product: glutamate receptor ionotropic, kainate 4-like
Exons: 16
Coding region: 37-1704 (555 amino acids)
Cellular component (GO): membrane
Molecular function (GO): glutamate-gated receptor activity
Source: RefSeq, a predicted model, not a curated record
GUUAAGAGUGUGUACAGCUAAAGCUUCUAUACUAAAAUGCGUAAAUUUGAGUUGUUUCUAAUAUAUUCGGGUUUUAUUGCAUUUUAUGCAGCAAAUGCCGAAAAUGAAACAGAUAAAUUACCCUGGAAAAUUGCAGGAAUUCAGCUCGAAUACGUAAUAAAACUUGACGAUAGUCAAGAACAUAUUGUUUCUGGUUUUCAUUUUGAACUGUUUAAAAUUCUGCAAGAAAGAUUAAAAUUCACGUAUAAAAUAGUAAAACCAAUUCCAAAGACUUUCGGCGGAAGAGACAAAAAUGGUUCUGCAAUAGGAAUGUACGGACAACUCAUAAAUAAUGAAGCGGAAUUUGCCUACGUUCCAAUCAAGACUCCUGCACAAAAUCCCAACUGGAAAUCCAUUAUUAAUUCAUUUUCAUAUGAGAUUUGGAUGAUAUUAAUUGCAUCCAUAAUCGUAUUCGGAUUGAUUUUGCAUCGAGUAAUAAACACAAAUUUUUCUGAGAGUCGGGCUCAUGAAACAUGGUCGAGAGGAAAGACGUUUUGGUUCUUAUUCGGGUCUUCUGCAAAUCAAGCCGAAAAUGAAACAGAUAAAUUACCCUGGAAAAUUGCAGGAAUUCAGCUCGAAUACGUAAUAAAACUUGACGAUAGUCAAGAACAUAUUGUUUCUGGUUUUCAUUUUGAACUGUUUAAAAUUCUGCAAGAAAGAUUAAAAUUCACGUAUAAAAUAGUAAAACCAAUUCCAAAGACUUUCGGCGGAAGAGACAAAAAUGGUUCUGCAAUAGGAAUGUACGGACAACUCAUAAAUAAUGAAGCGGAAUUUGCCUACGUUCCAAUCAAGACUCCUGCACAAAAUCCCAACUGGAAAUCCAUUAUUAAUUCAUUUUCAUAUGAGAUUUGGAUGAUAUUAAUUGCAUCCAUAAUCGUAUUCGGAUUGAUUUUGCAUCGAGUAAUAAACACAAAUUUUUCUGAGAGUCAGGCUCAUGAAACAUGGUCGAGAGGAAAGACGUUUUGGUUCUUAUUCGGGUCUUCUGCAAAUCAAGGAGGUAAUUUAAACAAUGUAAAACGACUUGCUGCAAGAAUAAUGAUUGGAAUAUGGCUGCUUUCUGUUGUGGUCAUACUUUCCUGUUAUAAUAGCAAAUUAACAUCAUUCAUGACAUCUCCAAUUAUUGAUUUGGUACCCAGAACUGUACAGGAAUUAGCCUUAACAGUUAAAAAUGGAGAAUACGUGUGUGGCGUAUUACCAGGUGGACCGAUUCAGAAAUUCAUCAUGAGCUCAGAAUUAGAUGAUGUGAAAGUUCUGGCUAAUCACAUUAGACAACGAAAUAACUAUUUCAAUGUUAAAGACGGAUUCCAACGUGUUUUAGAAGGUCAUUUUGCAUUGAUUGGUUACGACGACACUUUUAAAGUAUUCAUGAAAAAACAUGGAUCUGAGAAAUUUCUUUUAUCAAGAGAUGCCUUUGCAACAUUUACAACAGCAUAUAUAUCAUCUAAAGAAUUUCCAUAUAAUAAUGCGGUAUCAAAAAUUGUUUCGAGAUUGUUUGAAGCUGGCAUCAUCGAUUUUCAUACAAAGGAAUCGAACGAAAUUGCAGAAUCCUCCGCAGUACGUCCUUUGACCUACGAAGAUUUUCUUGGUCCAAUAUUCCUUAUUUUAUGUGGCUAUAUGUUAUCCACACUCUCUUUCGUUUUUGAGCUUUUCUCAAAAAAUGUUUAAUGUAUACUUUUUUUAGUAAAAGUAAAUUCUGUAUAAU